UUUAUUAUUUAAACUAAUACAUUUAUAAACACACAAACGCUCUUUUCAUUGAACUUUGGGGUUUAAAUAUUCUUAUAUAAAUCAUCCCACCAUUUUCUGUGUUCACUUAUAAUAAAGGCCAGUCAACAACAAAUUUUACUAACCUUGAUGUUAAUUAGCAAGCUUAUUAUAGCCUAUUGAUUUUAUUGAUUGGUGGGUGUAAUGAUAUAAGAAUAAUGCAGAGGAGCAAUGGAACAACCUCAGCGGCAUGUGCCUCAUGCAAGCACCAACGUAAGAAGUGCACGGAGAAGUGUGUGCUGGCACCGUUCUUCCCGGCAGAAAAGAGCCUGGAAUUUCAGGCGGUGCACAAGGUUUUCGGGGUGAGCAACGUGACGAAGAUGGUGAAGAAUGUGAGCGAGGCAGAGCGGCAGCCGGCGGUGGAGUCGCUGGUGUGGGAGGCGGUUUGCCGGCAGAAUGAUCCGGUGUUAGGGUGCUUUGGGGAGUACAGAAGGGUGUGUGAGGAACUGAAGAUGUACAAGAGUGGUCAAUAUGAGUCAACGACCACAAACAUGGUCAUAGGGUGGAAUUAUAACAACAAUAAUACUACGAAUGGGAAUUCAAUUGUGGGAUAUAAUAAUUAUAGUAUGAAUCAUCAUCAUGCUCAUAAUAAUAAUUUUCAAAAGUUAAGGAGGGAUACUAAGAACAGCACGCCUGUUAUCUUGCCCCGCCAACUUCCCAUCAACGGUUUCAAUCAGCAAUAUUUUAUCACAGGUAAGCCAGGGCAGUAUAAUCCACCAGAUAGCAAGUCGAUGGACAACAGUCUUUGGGAUGGUGCCUCAUAGAGUCAUAGGAUAUAUACAUGUCUGAAGAAAAGAUACUACUCCUAUUUACUAGUCUGUUUGUUUUUCCACAAUUUUAUUUUAUUCGUAUGUGUAUUUAUUGUCUAUCUUCCACAAUUUGUAUGUUUGUACAAAUUAUGUUCUCACUUGCACGUACGGAUGGAGUACAUAUAUGUCAUAUGUGUGAGUGAUGUAAUUUAUAACGUUCAUAUAAUGAAAAAGUACCUUCCAGAGAAAAGUUACACUGUUGCA
Molecule: messenger RNA, 1070 nt
Organism: Cuscuta epithymum
Lineage: Eukaryota; Viridiplantae; Streptophyta; Magnoliopsida; Solanales; Convolvulaceae
Source: the annotation of a GenBank genome assembly